AUAAAACUAAUUAUCCCAUUUAGAUAAGAUUUUUCAAUUUUUCUAUCUGACAGACACCCAAAGGUUAAAAGAAAUAUUUUAAUAGUGCACUUCUCUGCUUUUGUUGGCGACACCGACCGACACAAGAGCUGCAUGACAAGAGUGGAGAAAAUAAAACAAAACUGAAGAACGCGAUAUUUCAUCGAAUGAUUUCAAUUUAACUCAUCGCAUCAGCCGGUUUGCGGUUAGUGUUGAUAUCGGUGCGGUAGAGGCAUUGACACAUUGUGAGAAGUUCUUAGCUUGGCGCGGAUAAUUUCACGGCAUAGAUAUUCCUAAGAAGUGUUUCUUCUUUUCGAAUUAAUUUUUGUCCUUAGAAUUAAGUAAAAAUAUAAAUGAAUUCGAGAAAAAUGGAACCUUGGCUAAAGAUUUCGUGCUUACUAUGCGUUUUUGGAUUUAUCCGCGAGAUACGGCCAUCUGAACCUUAUAUCACAGAAUACUUGGUUGGUGAAUGGCGAAAUGUUACACAAGAACAAGUUAAUAGGGAAGUGUAUCCUGUGGGCACAUAUUCCUAUUUGGCUCAACUAGUAAUAGUCUUUCUCGUCACGGACUUUUUAAGAUACAAGCCCCUUAUUAUAAUCAUGGGCAUUGCCGGUGUUAUCAUUUGGAGUAUGCUUCUAUGGACAACAUCUCUACUAGCUCUACAAAUUCUUGAAGUAUUCUAUGGUACCUAUAUGGCAGCUGAAGUUGCCUAUUUCACUUACAUCUAUGCGAAAGUCGAUAAAAAACAUUACCCACAAGUCACGUCACACACAAGAGCGGCAAUGUUUUGUGGAAAACUUGUGGCAAGUGUAGUCGCUCAAACUGUUUUAAAUUUGGGACUCAUGAAUUAUAAAGACUUGAAUUACAUAACAUUAGCAACUCAAAUUUGUGCUACCGUUUGGGCGUUUGGCUUACCAAAAGUUAAAACAAGUAUAUACUUCCACAGGAAGCCUUCGUUAAGUGUUUCCAUUGCAUCAAAUUCACAUCAACAUCAAGGCAGUAAAACUGUUAGUGAAACUUCAGUUAAUAAUACUUUAAGUCAACCAGCACAAUUACCUCCGCUACAACUACUAUGGUCACACUUCAAAAAUGCCUAUACUAAUGUAAAAGUUGUUCAAUGGAGCAUUUGGUAUGCAGUUGGAGUUUGUGGAUAUUUUCAAGUCAUAUCAUAUAUUCAAGUUCUAUGGAUUUCAAUAGAAGAACAACCUGAGACUGUUUGGAAUGGAGCUGUAGAUGCAAUUCUAACACUUUUGGCAGCAAUUUUCGCUCUAAUAGCUGGUUUCAUUCAUGGUGCACGUCUUAACUCAAGAAUGAGCUUAUUAGCAUUGGCAGUAUUGUCUAUUAUGGAAGGUGGAGCUGUGCUUCUUUCAUGUUGGACAACAAAUAUAUUUUGGUCGUAUACGGGAUAUGUUAUUUUCGGGGCACUCUAUGGUUUCACCAUUACCGUUUCAGGUGCGGAAGUGGCUCGUUACUUAGAAGAGGAGAGUUACGGUCUAGUAUUUGGAAUCAAUACAAUGGUUGCACUCUUGUUGCAAUCUAUUUUAACAUUUGUCGUUGUUUCAGAGACUGGAUUUGGACUAAGCGUAGUCGGUCAAUAUACUGUAUAUUCUUUCUAUUUUAUUACAAUUGGUGUUGUAUACUUUUUAUCUGUUGUGAUUGAAUAUUUUAUAAAUCGACCUAAAACAAUGUAGCCCACAGAAAAACAAAGAUAACUUCAGUAUACAUUAAAAAAAAAAAACUUUCAAAGUAUUAGUAAUGAAACAAAAAAUAAACCAUUAAUGCACAAAUACUUAAUUAACUUUUGUUGAAAACAAAAAAAAAAUGUCUAGAGUACAAAGAUUUUUGUAUGUA
Episyrphus balteatus (marmalade hoverfly) is the source of this 1869-nucleotide messenger RNA. RefSeq names its product thiamine transporter 1. The coding region runs from base 372 to 1709 and encodes 445 amino acids. Gene Ontology annotation, biological process: transmembrane transport; vitamin transport. Gene Ontology annotation, cellular component: plasma membrane. Lineage: Eukaryota; Metazoa; Arthropoda; Insecta; Diptera; Syrphidae. The transcript has 6 exons. The record is from RefSeq and is a predicted model, not a curated record. Gene Ontology annotation, molecular function: vitamin transmembrane transporter activity.